Messenger RNA from Caenorhabditis auriculariae, 4129 nucleotides. The record is from the annotation of a GenBank genome assembly. NCBI's taxonomy places the organism in Eukaryota, Metazoa, Nematoda, Chromadorea, Rhabditida, Rhabditidae.
AUGUUGAAGUUCUUGUCGAAAAAGCCGACGGAUUCGCCGAAAGUUGAGAAGAAGAAGGAGACGAAAAGAAGAAGCUCAGCGGGCAAAGAAGGCUCCGUUGCCUCGUUAUUUUCGCCGAAAAACUCGUCGCCAACGGCGGUGGCCUUGGAACAGUCCAAAAAUUCCGAGUUGUUGGUAAAUCUUGUUCGAAAAUGUUCGCUGAUACAUUCUAAGUAAAAAUAGAACUGAAAAAGUUUCUCCUCGACGCCUUUUGAAAUUAGUCCAUGUUUCUUCAAACUCUAAUGUAUUUGUGAACAAUUUAUUAAUUUUUAAGCCACUUCCCGUCAAUAAUUUGAAUCUGACGAAUACGAGUCAAGUUCCACAUCAAAAAGUGAAAUAUGGAACAGAAAAACUCGAAAAGAAGCCAUCUAGGUGUUUUUUUGAAGACGAUUCAGCAUUUAAAAAGUGUUUUUUGAAAAAGAUUUAAUUUUUCAAUCACUUUCACUGUCGUCAUUUUCUUGAAUGUAAAUGAGAGAACGAAAAUUGAAUGAAAGUUCAUGGAAUCUAGCUUAAUUUGCUGCUUUUUUUUUUCAAAAAAAGAAAGAAUCUUGGAGCUCAUAAAUCUUCCUUCGUUUCGAAGAAAAGCGAUUUAGGACCGUUUUUCAGCACAUUUGAUUUUUUUUCCUAGCUAAAACUUGCAACGCAAGUGUCGUGUUAUUUGAAGCUUGAAAAAAAACAUUCGGACCUUUCUUGAAAAAAAAGUACUUCUUACAGUUCAAGUCAAUACUCGAAGACAAUGCGGUAAUCGUUCAUCAAAUUUUGUCCAGGAAUCGACCAUUUGAAAAGGAAAAUUUGAAGGUUUUGUGUAGAAAUUAUGAAGGAAAGGAAGAAAAACGGACGCUUUAGAAUCAAAUGGAUAAAAUCUCGUUUUCCGAGGAUUUUUCGUCGUCUUCUUCCGAGUUUUUAAUGUUUCAAGUGGACGAGGAUGUUGUGGCCAAGUUUUUGGCCAAUGAAAAUAGGUUUAUUUGUUUUCUCUUCCGAAAAUUGGACCUUUUCGAAGGGCAUUGCAAUUAAUUUGGUUUUUGUUUGUUGAAAAAAAUGUUCAGUUAAUCAAGUAUUUAGCUUUUUUUGGAAGUAUACGUCCUCACUAUAUUUUAAAAUUGAAAACGCAUCUUUUUUCUUCUUUGUUUUUUCUUAGGAAACAAAUAACUUUUCAAUAAUUAAAUUUUUCUUGAAGAUUGGGUGUUUUUUUUCUUUUGAAUGUAUUUUUGCUAAAUAUUAUGUAAUAACUUCUAAAGUAGAAUCUGUGGAGAACAAGUUUUUUGAAAAGGGCCGUUCAAAUUCACUUUUUUUCCUCAUUUUUCUUUUUUCUAGCUUAUCUUUACGGGGAGAUGAUGGCGAUGACGCGGCGAUUUGUACUAACGAGGCUACUUAUCCGAUAAAAAUGGUUUUUAUUCACCAAAUAGGGUGUAGAAUUCAUAUUUUAUUGUCUUUAGGUAGAAUCUGGCGCCGCUAUGCUUUUCCUGCCAGAAUUACUGAAAUCUCCGGCGAAUGAAGAUUUGGAACCGUGUUUCGCUUCGAAAUUGGUUUGAAAAUGUUCAAAUUAUUUUCUGAGGUGUUUAAAUAAGUAUGAAUAUUGAUAGUCUGUUCAGAUUUUGAAUGUCAAGCAGCAAACUCCGCCCACAACCACGCUCUGUGGAAGGCCCGCUCUCUGAUUGGUUUGAUCUACGCAUAAGGGGCGGAGUUUGAGCGAUGAUUUGACAUUCAAAAUAAGAAGUCCAAUAGUUCUCAACAUACGUCUUUAAACAUUCUUGGAAAAGUUUUCGAGAGGCUCAAAAUGUACUUUCAAAAGACUUUCAGAUAACUGGAAGAUCCUUUGCCAUGGGCGAAUUGUGUGCGGCGGUCGACCAUCUGAAUGUUGGAAAAUUGAAGGAUUUGCUCAGAGAAAAGGAACUUUUGUGGGACUGGCAGGAACGGGAGACGGGACACGUUUUCGGGUGAAUAAAGUUGAAGAAAAAAACCAGUAAAGUACUAUGUUUUCCCUUCGAAAAUGGAAAGAAAAAAGUUGCGAGCAUGUUGGAAAAACUCUAGUGGUCACUCGAGAGGCUCCUCAAGGACUACUUGAAUAGGAGUGUGCAUUAAACACCUCUAGAAUGAUCCUCAAGUUGUCUUCAAAAAGAUGGACUUUCAGAUAUUCUAUGGCUGAGCUACUAAAUUUUGUCCAAAUGAGUGAUGGUGAGAUGAAAACGGCGAUUAAUGACCUUCCAGUCGUUGAAUUAAAGGGUUUUUCAGCUAUUGUUUGCUUUGAAAAAAUAAAUAUACCGAUUUUAGGCCGAUUACGAUACCUUUCUCAUAAUUACCGCGCCGAGUUCUUCGGUUAUAUCAUUGAAUUUUGCGACGACGAUGAGAUUCCCGGUGUUUCUAUGGAAAAAGUAUGAAUUCUUAGUUUUAUUUAAAAGGAAAAAAACUUCGAGGUUUCUUUCGAAGCGCUACGGGAGAAGUUUGAAAGCUCAGUUCCGGACUCGGUUCUUAAGUGGUUCUUGAAGCGAAAAUGUAGGCAGAUCCAAGGAGAUGGUUGGUUUUUCUCUUGCAACUGAAAAGAAAGAAAACUGUUCUGUGAGGGGAAAUCGGUGAAAAAUAAGCAAGAUCAAAGCUUUAUAUUUUCAAAGUUUUCAUAAAGUAACCGUUUCGUGAAUAUUAUUUUUUUAAAUAAUAAUCUAGUUUUUUUCUCAAGAUUUAUUUUUAAUCUUCAAAUUAAUUUUUCAAAAUAGUCUGCAGUUCAUUUUUCCAAUUUAUUCUCUAUUUUUUUAAAUGUUGUUUAGUUUUUUUCAUAUUUCGAGAAGAUCGUUAAUUAUAAAUUUAAUGACUUAACUUUUCCAUUAACCUUGUAAAUCCAAAUUUUAAAGCUCUCAAAACCUUUUUGAAUUUGUUUGAAGGCCAAAUGAUCUUUUAUAAUAUUAAGGAUGCUGCAGUGAUAAAUAUUCUGUCAGAAUUAACUGUUGGAAUGCUUAUUUUUGUCGAAAUGAAAGUUAUUUGAAGCUUUAACGAUCUCAUAUUUUCUAACCUUUUUUAUAGUUUGAUAGAAAAAUUUCCUAUUUCCCUUUUAGGCAAUUCAUACAAUCCAUUAUUUUUUUCCAGACUACGAAAUAAUCACCUCCGAACUCGUCAGAGAAACGGCAGUGAUAACAUUGGCCAGACUGCACAAAAUGCCCUUGGAACAAUUCGAACAGCAUAUCAAGGAAAUAUUGCCUUUUGGUGUGGCUUAUAAGUGAGUUUGACGACGUCGAAAUGGUAGAUGAUCUUCUUGGAUUCAGCAAGACGAUGCUGGUCGGCGUGGCUGACGUCGUCGACACGGCGAAUGGACAGGUGAUCGUCUACCUGAGCACCGAGGAUCUGCCCGAUAAGCUCGUUGACAGGUAUUCAUUUUUAGGAGUUUUAAAAGUACCUUUUUGGAAAAAGUUUAAGAGUUCCAUCCAAAUGCUCGAUAUGCUAGCAAUAAUUUGAGAAGUCGCUUGAGCUUUCAUGUACAAUGUUCGAGAAGAUCCUAAAGUGGAUAUUUGGAAUAUACAUGAACCAGACAAAAAAUCGUAAAAUUAUUUUUUCCUCCUAAAAUUUCAUAUUUUCAAAGAAACCGCUCAAGUUAUCACUUGAAAUUUCAGAUUAAACCUGACAUUUCUGGAGUGGUCACUUAAUGUAAAAAGUAGAAAAAAAUUUUAAAAAGUUCAAAGUUUUCGAUUGAAAGUAUUUUCAUUAUUACACAAAGCUUCAAUAAGUUUGAAUUUGCCCAUGAGUAUCUGUAGUGGUUUCUUCAUCUUACUAGUGUUUCAUGAGAAGUUUUGAACUGGUCUUCAAAGGGAACACAGCCAAGUAUCUUUGAAGAAACGAUCUCUCAUAACGUCACCAUGAAGCGCGGCAAGGUGGCGGUCUCUUAUUGAAAUACUACCUUUUUUUUCCAAUGUUUUUCCAUCAAUUUUUCAGAAUGAAAUACCUGCUCGAGCACCGUCGGCUGUGGUCAAUGGAGCAACUCCGGCCGUAUUUUGCCGAUUUAUUCAAGGACAAAGUGGCUUUCGAACGGUUCCUCGUCCAAAAGUGCGAGUACACGUUGGGAGAGAAAAACGAGUUCUUCUACUGUGGCGUCCGCGGCGAGUAA